ACAGAGGCAGUCACAUCACUUCCUUUGCCACUGUAGGUGCUAAAAGGCAGGAUAGGCUCUUCACCAGCCAAUCAGCUUCCAGAGAGACAAAGAGACGACCUCGCCAGCUCAGCUACCAGACAUGGCUCAGUGGGGUGAUGCCAAGCUCUUCCUCUGCAUCCUCUUUUUCACCUGCUGCACAGUGACAUUGGCGCAGAUGCCCAUGGACUGCUGCUUGGCGGUCAAAAACAAGACCAUUGACAAAUAUGCUAUUGCAGACUACGGCCGGCAGAUCAACGGGCAGGGCUGCUCUCUUGAUGCCACGAUUUUGGUGACCAGACGUGACAAAAAGCUCUGCGUGCCUGCUGACGAGCUCUGGGUCCAUGAGGUGGUGAGGCAUGUGGACUCCCUGAAGAGGCACUGCAAGAAAAACAAGUACAAGGGCAGACGCUGCUUCGGACUGAGGCAGGAGUAAACUGUGAGCGACCUGUGACCCCUUCAGCAACAACUGCGAGUCAAGGAGGAGAAGGGGUGGCUCAAACUGAUGCAUGAAUAAAUAGAUACAGAGGAUAAUCACAUGAUGAUCCCUCCUAAUAUUAAAGAGCCAUUUCUCUAUUUGGACAUUUUAUUUUGUAAAAUGAUGUUCAUGUUGCAAUAAAAAUAAAACAUUCUGAAGGAUCUUAAUAUUGCUUAUGGUAUUUCUAUUUUAGGGCACCUAUGAUCGUGGAAGAAAUAUCAAUGUUGAAAAUGUGAAUAUUUGUAAGAGUGUGCAGCUCAUUAAGCUAACUCUGAACCACUGAACUAUUCAGGCAGCACCAGUUUAAUGUAUGGAUUUAUUUGAUUGUUGACCUUUCUCAAAAUAAAGCCUUGCUGAGCUCAUCUGUCA
Chelmon rostratus (copperband butterflyfish) is the source of this 865-nucleotide messenger RNA. RefSeq names its product C-C motif chemokine 19-like. Lineage: Eukaryota; Metazoa; Chordata; Actinopteri; Chaetodontiformes; Chaetodontidae. Gene Ontology annotation, molecular function: chemokine activity; CCR chemokine receptor binding. Gene Ontology annotation, cellular component: extracellular region. The record is from RefSeq and is a predicted model, not a curated record. Bases 122 to 454 code for a protein of 110 amino acids. The transcript has 4 exons. Gene Ontology annotation, biological process: monocyte chemotaxis; lymphocyte chemotaxis; neutrophil chemotaxis.